AUGUGGCACAGCUCGGUAACCAAUGAGAUACCCGCUGUAGUGUCUCGUGAUCCUUCCAAGGACUGCAAGAGUCCGUCAAGGCGACAUGACAUUGAUGGUAUUUGGCAAAAGCAGAUCAGAAGCACAGCGUUCUCCGUCUCGUUCAAUGCCAACGACUCCAAAGUCUUUGUAACGUUGAAAGGGAAUGGGAAUGUCAAGCAGGCAGUCCUUACCUUUUCGACCCGGGACGGAGAACAGCUUGAUUCGCUCUGCAUUAUCGAAGACAGAUCUGACUCCGACUCCGACGAUCAUCACGAAAGCCUCGACAGAUUUUGCCCAGAGGUUGUCCGCUUCUCCCCCUUUCUCGGCUACGCAGCUGUCACGUAUCGCAGUUCCCACCUGACUCUCUUCGAUCUUAACGAGGAAGACAAGCUCGAGAGAUUAUUUCGCAUAGAGAAGAGGGGCUCCGAAAAGUUACGUCCACCCCAAAUUCUGGAUGUUGUCUUCAACCCCGCAAUAGAAUCUGGCCUGAUGGCCGUCGCAUACCAAGAUGGGGAUAUCAUUGUGGUUCACUUUGAUGAAGACCGGUGGUACCAGGUCGGCUCGGUCAGUCUGCACUCGCGAGUGCUCGCCAGCUCGCCGGAUGGCAUGAUCCUGGCGGCCGGAGAUACCGAAGGAGGAGUGUCGCUCUUCAACUUCGACUCUCUUCAGUUGUUACAUCGACUUGAACUCCUUGAAGAGACUGUGGUUGGCAUCAUAUUCUCCUCCAACACCCUCAGGCUCUACGAUGUCCGGGGGCGUUCUUGCAACGUCUGGGAGCCUUCUGUUCUACUUAGGCAGAAUGCGACCGACGAUACGUCCAGCGACCAAGAUGACAUCCCAGACGAAAACAAUCUUCAAAGAUCUGUUACCAGGCCUUUUGAUGAGGCCAAGUUUGUUACUGUAUUGACACCCAUGGGUGAUGACAAACAUGUUUUCUGUGGUAGAGAAGACGGGUCCGUCUCGAUUCACGAUGUUAAAGACGGACAGAAGAUUGUCGAGUUCAAGCAUCACUCCGCAAGCAUUCGCGUAGUCGAGUGGAACCCGAAGGUCAAUCUCUUGAGCACUAUACGACCCUUCCGUUGGGAUGAUCUCAGAUCGAAUGCUUCUUCCUCCUCUAUCUCCAUGGUUCUGCCACCAGGUUUCAAGGAUACAACACUGACGAACAAAUGGUUUUCCCGUGUCGAGUUCAACACCAUGGUGCAAGCAAUCCAUCUACAAGCAGAAAACAAGAACACAUUCUUUCUGCUCACUAGUAGCAAUAUUCAUACUGCUUCCAAGCAAGUAUCCGUCUCGUGCACCGUCAGCAGUCUUCUCGGGAGCGUGAAGGCUAUUCUGGGGAUCACUCGUUCCGCAGUCAUAUUCUUGACACGGGGCGGGUGGAUCAGUUCUUUCAGUCUCAAAAGUUUUGAACGAGCGAAAUCAUAUACACAGCACCUCUUUAUUCCCUCUUUCUGGCGUACAGGCGAUCUUUUGAUACGGACGGUGUCCAAAGACAGUGUGGCUAUUGCAUACAGGGAUGAGAUCAUCAUUAUUCGAGGCUUCUUGGACUUUGACAAGAAAGUCGAGUGGCAGUAA
Messenger RNA from Colletotrichum costaricense, 1596 nucleotides. RefSeq lists its product as uncharacterized. Gene Ontology annotation, cellular component: THO complex part of transcription export complex. The record is from RefSeq and is a predicted model, not a curated record. Gene Ontology annotation, molecular function: protein binding. The transcript has 2 exons. Gene Ontology annotation, biological process: mRNA export from nucleus. NCBI's taxonomy places the organism in Eukaryota, Fungi, Ascomycota, Sordariomycetes, Glomerellales, Glomerellaceae. The coding region runs from base 1 to 1596 and encodes 531 amino acids.